ACAGGAAGCAACAUGCAGAUGUAAAGGCAAGCAACGCAACCACUUGCCACCUACUAUUGCCCGCUACCCUUUGCGAUACCAGGCGCCCCAGUUGCACACAUCGCCGUCAAAGAUCAGUAUUUAAAAACACUGACAUCAGGUCAUCAUGAGUUCACAGAAACUAAAGUUCUACUUCUGCCCAGCCAGCGCCCCGUGUCGGGCGGUGCAUAUGGUCGCUAAGGCUGUGGGUGCCGACUUUGAUAUCAAGAACGUAGAUAUCAUGAAGGGGGAACACCGUACCCCCGAAUAUGCUGCUAUUAACCCAAUGAAGACUGUGCCUACUAUGGUGGAUGGUGAUUUCAUUUUAUGGGAAGGGCGGGCCAUCUCGCAGUAUUUGGUACAGAAGUAUGGAAAGGAGAAUCAACUUUAUUCAGUAGAUCUGAAGAAAAGAGCUUUAGUGAACCGCAUGCUAUACUGGGAUGCUACAGGUCUCUACCAAGCUGUUUACAAUUAUGUGAUGCCACAAGUGUUGAAGAGACUGCCACCCAGUGAGGAGGCAGCAGAGGCACUGCGAAAGCAGGUGAAAUACCUCAACUCCGAGCUGCAAGCACGAAAAUACGCUGCUGGCGAUCACGUGACCAUCGCUGACCUUCACAUACUGGCUUCACUUACGCACGUCUCUUUGGUCAGCUUUGACAUAGGUUCGUGCGAGGCCCCUAAGGUAGAGGCUUACGUGGCACGCCUUAAGACCGAACUGGCUUACUUCGACCAGUGCAACGGAGGUUUGUACCAGAUGUGCGAGAUGAUGAAGAAAAUGAUGUCCGGCCAGUAACAGCGUAGAACUUUGUUUGUUACAAUUGUUCAACCCGGCUCAGCUGAAGGGCUUGCGUAGCAGGCUUGAAUGGCGAUAACGUAACGUAUGCAGUGACACUUGGUUUGUGUUCAUGGGUUGGUGUUAGCAUCGUUUCCUGUUAGUUGUAUGUCUGAGACCUGUUUUGUUUCUGCAGCCAUAUGCUUGACAUCGAUGCCGAUGUAUACACCGGCGAUAUUACGCGUAAUAAUAAUUAUUCCAUGUCUGUGGCAGUGCACAACCAUAGAUAUUGACUAGAGAUAUAAUAUAUAAGACUAUGAUAGGGCAGACUUGAAUAUAUCUAGGGCACGACUACAAAUGCUUACACAUUAUUGUGUCACGGACGAAUUAUGCGUUGUUAUUUCUAUGCAAUUGUUAAGAAAGGUAGUUGUGGUGGCGUGAAGAUAUCGGUACACAAGCAUGAAAGACCUCCAAUUAUAAACUCUGCGCAUUCUCUCGCGUAUGUGGUGUAGAUUAGCAUGUCUCAUUGUACUUCCCCAGCCCUACGCACUGCACCCUUCUAUAACAAGGGCGGUUAGCAUGUCGCCAUGUCCCUUUGCAGCCCUAUACUCAUUCCGUCCCGUUAUAAUAUGGGUAGUACUUGGGGUGUCACCCUGUCGUUCUCAUGUCUUACGCAUUAAAUCGCGUUACCAUAUUGUGUCAGAGAUUAUUUAAGAUGAUUUGAUAACUAUUAUGUUUGCACUCUUCAAUACCAUUACUAUAUUAAAGACAAUAUACCCACGAUUAUUUAGAGUUUUCAUUGAGCAGUCUUUGCACUUCACGCUUACUCUGACAUAUGAAACAUAUACGCAAUACACGUCGACAGAAAAACUGUCGAAAACAAAUGCUAAAAAUGACACAGAAAUCGCAUAGUAACACACAGCGGCAAUGGAUGAUACAAGUUUACUCUUAAAAGUUGAAUCCAUGCAGGAAGUGGAAACUAUAGAAUAUUAACGUGAAUAUGAGCGGAUCUGUUUUCGUCACUGUAUGUGCAUUUUGAGAUCGGAAAAUCACGAUGAACACCGCUUCUCGAUAUACAGAUGUCAAGUAAGAGGGCUUACAUUUGAAUUGGGGUUUAACAUUGUUGAUAUUCACCGCGUAUAUUAAAAAAUGUUAGAAUAAUUCAAUAAUAUAAAACAAUACUGAAAUUGGGAGAUUAUGUAGCAUCAGAAAUAUAUAGAGAAAUUAAGCAUAUUGCAACGAAGAUAAAAUUGUGUUAUCAAGAACAAUUGGCACGACAAACUAUUGGAAAAAUAUGGGCAAAGU
Molecule: messenger RNA, 2095 nt
Organism: Priapulus caudatus
Lineage: Eukaryota; Metazoa; Priapulida; Priapulimorpha; Priapulimorphida; Priapulidae
Product: glutathione S-transferase 1, isoform C-like
Exons: 6
Coding region: 146-811 (221 amino acids)
Biological process (GO): glutathione metabolic process
Molecular function (GO): glutathione transferase activity
Source: RefSeq, a predicted model, not a curated record